Molecule: messenger RNA, 2027 nt
Organism: Tachysurus vachellii
Lineage: Eukaryota; Metazoa; Chordata; Actinopteri; Siluriformes; Bagridae
Gene: slc2a15b
Product: solute carrier family 2 member 15b
Exons: 12
Coding region: 87-1670 (527 amino acids)
Biological process (GO): monosaccharide transmembrane transport
Cellular component (GO): membrane
Molecular function (GO): hexose transmembrane transporter activity
Source: RefSeq, a predicted model, not a curated record
GUCCGAGCCUGAAUGCUUUAGAGACAGCUCCAAAAAGCAGUCUUGUACUUUUACUCUGCUUGAAAGUUUUGCACAUGCUUUGUUGAAUGGCGGAGGAAGGUUUAAACGAGCCAAGAGGAACAAUUCGAGGGCAUUUGACUUCGACCCUGCUAGCAGCAGCAUUGCUUUCGUCUUUUGGCAGCUCCAUGCUCUAUGGCUAUAACCUAGCUGUAGUCAAUUCUCCUGCUCAGUACAUAAAGGACUUUUAUAACCGCACUGCAGUGAGGCGUAAUGGGAGCGGCCUGAGCAACGACAGCAUCACAGUGCUUUACUCCAUUACCGUGUCCAUUUUCGCCAUUGGUGGAUUGGUAGGCUCCUUCACAGUAGGAAUGCUAGUCACCAAAUUCGGAAGAAGAGGGACACUGGUAAAAAGUACAGUACUAGUGUUUGUAGCUGGUGGACUCAUGGGCUUAAGCAGGCAUCUUGGCGUUCCUGAGAUGAUCAUCAUCGGUCGCUUCAUCACAGGAAUACAUUCCGGGAUUUCUCUUAGUGUAGUGCCCAUGUUUCUGGGAGAAAUUGCUCCAAAGAACCUCCGCGGUUUCCUGGGCCUUGUCCCCAGCAUAUUCAUCUGUAUUGGAGUUUUCAUUGCUCAAGUUCUGGGACUUCAUGAAGUUCUGGGAAAGGAAGAGCACUGGCCUCUUUUCCUCUCUCUAGUUGUGGUCCCAACAUUUGUCCAGUUAAUGCUAUUACCGUGGUUUCCCGAGAGUCCUCGUUACUUACUGAUUGAGAAACACAACAUUCAUGCAACUCUCAAUGCUCUGAGGUGGUAUAGAGCAAAAACUAAUAUCCAGGCAGAGUUGGAGGAGAUGCAGAAGGAGCAGCACUCACUCUCUUCAGUGAGGACCGUCUCGGUGUACGAGCUGCUAAGAGACAGAUCCGUUCGCUGGCAGGUCAUAUCAGUCAUGGUCAUCAACGUGGGAAUGCAGCUGUCUGGCAUUGAUGCGAUUUGGUUUUAUACAAACUCCAUCUUCGAGAAUGCGGGAAUCUCUGUCUCAAAGGUUCAGUACACAACAGUGGGCACAGGUGCCAUUGAGGUUAUUGCUGGACUUAUCGGGUGUUUUACUAUCGAGCGAGUAGGUCGCAGGCCUCUGUUAAUUGGUGGAUUCAGCUUUAUGGGCAUGUGCUGUGCAGGCAUCACAAUUUCUCUUGUUCUUCAGGCUCACAUACCCUUUAUGCACUAUGUCAGUGUGAUCUGUGUGGUGGGCAUCAUUGCAGGAUUCUGUAUUGGGCCUGCUGGAGUACCCUUCCUCAUGACAGGUGAGCUGUUUAAGCAGUCACACCGACCCGCAGCUUACAUUGUUGGGGGAGCGCUCAACUGGUUAUCUAACUUCACUGUCGGAUUUGUCUUCCCGUUCCUGCAGAUGUCAGCGGGAGCUUUCAGUUACCUGGUGUUCUUCGGCAUUUGUGUGGGUGUGGCAGCCUAUGUCUACUUUGUCAUCCCUGAGACAAUGAACAAGACGUUUGUGGAAAUCAGCCAGAUGUUCACUACUAGGAACAACUGUGCGCUUGAGAGUGAACAGCUGCCCAUCACUGACAAUCUUGGCCUCAGGUUGAAGAACAGAUACGGAGGAAUGGGGAAAAAGGAGAAAGAGGAAAUGUACACGUGGAGUGAUGACGACUGGAUGGGCUGAUAUGAAAAACAGAGUUUUGUUAUAUUUUCCUAAUGUGACUUUUGGUGCUGAACAAUCCACACAUUCUCAAGUUAUCUGUGAAAAUAAAGUGAACUACUGUAAACAGAUCCUGUCAGACCCAUCAUGCAACAAUAUACCAUAUAUUUCUCAACAACCCCCCAAAAGGCAUCUGAAAUAGUUUUACCUGUAUAGAUGAGACAAUACAAUGAUUAUCUGAUCCCUCUUAAUGUCAGUUCACUGAAAUAUAAGGUUUCCUGAUCAAACAAAAUAAAUAAGGAAAUGCUCAGUUUCUGUUUAAACCAGGCAUGUUGAAUAAUAUCUACAAAUAAACAUAGUUUCUGGAACAUUUUCACAAAU